AAUAAAAUGUUUAACGUCCCAUGUGGUCUUUAACUGGAAUUAAGAUUUUUUUGUAUCAAAUAUUAUAUUCAUACGUGGUUGAUGUCGGUUGUCGGAUUUAAAAAUAAUUUACUUCAAUUGGCACGUACAAAGAAAACAUAAAAUGCGUUCGUCUGCGCAUGCGCCGACGCCCGCCCAAACAAAUCGUGUACGCAUUCGUUUUUCAGACGUCGUACGAUACAGUAUCUUUCAAGAAAAUAAUAUUAUUAAGGAGAAUUUAAACAUAUUUUUUUGUUAUAAACUUUCUAAUUGCAUCAAUUGUGUGAAGUGAAAAUAAUUAAACAACUAUUGUAAGUUUAAAUUUCAAAUCAUGGGUAUGAUUUCGCGCGUUCGAGGCCGCAUAAGGAGUGACUCUUUCUCGAAGAUUCAUACGAUGAAAUCGGAAGAUAAAAUCGCUAAUAUUGUGUGGCUGCUAUCUGUGGUCCUGUUGCUGCCGUAUUGGGCACCAAGAGGUCUUUUCGUUGCGUUGGGAGGCGCGUGGCUAAUGGCCGCAUACACAUGUCUUGUAGUACCAGUACUAAUAUCCGCAAACUACAGAUACCCUGCGAGAUGGUACCCCGCUGUGGCGAAGCUAGCACAAGAAGUAGCUCGUAGACUACGUGCCCCCAGUGCAUGUUUGCUGGGCGUAUUGCAGACUGCGUAUGCACCGAUCGAGCGCGCUGAACGUCUGUUCCUGCAGAUGAACAACUUGUCCACUAUGAUAUGCCAGUUAUUGGUGUUCACCGCCUGCGAUAAGUUGUUGGUGUCCCAGGGCCGACUGACCUGCCUCUACUCUCUCAUGUUCUACAAUGUCAUCACCUAUUCCGUCAGCUACGUGCGCGAGAUCUGCACCAAGGAGGACUGGUCGCCCUAUGUCAAUGUCACACGCCACUCUCGCGUCAAGCACCUCGCCAUGUCCGCCACGAAGAUUGUUCUGGAGUGGACCAAAGCCGUAACAUUCAUUGUCACAAUCACGUUUAUCCUCCUUACUUUAGGUCUAGAACAAGGAUUGGAACACUUUCGACCCACGGCUCUAUACACGGCUAUAACUGGUACAUAUUAUUUGUUGACUGAGAGAACUUUCCUGGAACUAUGGCCUAUUGCUUUAUCAGCUAUGAAACUGGAGAAAUUGGAGGGUAUGGAGGCAUUAUAUUGUGGAGUUUGGGCUCGAGGUGUGACCACAGCAUUGGCUUUGCCAUUGGUGCCAGCGCUGGCGUGGUGCGAGCGAUGGCGAUUGUCUAUUCUCGUUCUGUACGUGUGUGUAUUUAUGCACGGAAGGCAUAGAUUAGGAGAGGCUUUGGUGAAAAUGAACGAGGCGUGUGAUUCUUUGGCGAAGUUCCGACGGGCGACACCCGAGGAACUGUCGACCCUGGAGGACGUGUGUGCCGUUUGUUUGGGUAGCAUGAAGUCGGCUCGUGUGACGCCGUGCGCGCACUAUUUCCACGCAGACUGUCUGCGCAGGUGCCUCGCUACAUCCGACAGAUGUCCCAUUUGUGUGAGGCCGUAUGUCUUCUGCUGAUCACCUCGCGGAACUGUUGAGAAGAAGACUGGCUUUGUAAAGUUUGAAAUCGAUGUUGUACUGAUAUUUUCCAAAAUGUUUCGAACGAAUAUUGAAUGUAUUAAAAUUAAUUGUUGUGAUUUAGGUUAA
Papilio xuthus (Asian swallowtail) is the source of this 1666-nucleotide messenger RNA. RefSeq lists its product as uncharacterized. The record is from RefSeq and is a predicted model, not a curated record. The transcript has 4 exons. Gene Ontology annotation, biological process: ubiquitin-dependent protein catabolic process; protein ubiquitination. NCBI's taxonomy places the organism in Eukaryota, Metazoa, Arthropoda, Insecta, Lepidoptera, Papilionidae. Gene Ontology annotation, molecular function: ubiquitin protein ligase activity. Bases 350 to 1537 code for a protein of 395 amino acids. Gene Ontology annotation, cellular component: ubiquitin ligase complex; cytosol.